Molecule: messenger RNA, 618 nt
Organism: Schistocerca serialis cubense
Lineage: Eukaryota; Metazoa; Arthropoda; Insecta; Orthoptera; Acrididae
Product: cilia- and flagella-associated protein 45-like
Exons: 2
Coding region: 1-618 (205 amino acids)
Source: RefSeq, a predicted model, not a curated record
AUGAAAAAGGAAGAGGCAAUCAAACACAGACAAGCAGUCAUUAAACAAAUACAAGAAAAGGAACAGGAACGCAUCAGACAGAGACAAGAGCUUUUCAAGGAAAUAGAAAUUAAACUGGCAGAGCUCAAUGAGCAGCUGCUGCGCUCGAAGAAGGAGGCACUCGAGGAGCAGCGUGAUGCAGACCGCAAGGUUGAAGAAUAUAUGCGUCGGAAGGCAGAGCGUGAAGCAGCUGUCGAGGAAGAACUACGACUGCAGCGGCUGGCCAGAGAACGUGAGAUAGUACAACUGCGGACAAUGCAGGAGCGUGCUCAGGGGCUGGAGGCAGAGCAGGAUGAGAUGAAGGCCCAGAGAGCACAGGAUGAGGUCGAACGAGAAUGGCGCAGAAAGGAAUUAGAAGCAUCUCGUAGGAAAGCUAAAGAGGAGGAUGAUCUGAAGAAAGCACGGGCAGAGCAAAUGCUUGACAGGAGGAGAACUAUAGCCAGAGAGAAGAGAGAGUUUGAACGCAUUGUAAAAGCACAGAGAGAAUGGCAAGAAGAAGAUGAAAGACAGGACAGAAUGAAAAAGGAAGAGGCAGACUGGGAUGCUGAUGCCAGCUGCGACGUUCAUAGCAUUGAGUAA